AUGGUAGGCGUUACACCAACAGACUUAGCAAUGUUGGAGGACAGAGUGGAGCAACUGGAGAGAAUCUAUGGUAAAAAUGCUUCGGAGAAAGAAGCUGUGAAAAUAUUAGAGGAGCUCAAUACUAAGGUGGACAAGAUGCUUGGCAAGCACCCAAAAACACAAGCUCUACUGAAGAGACUAAACGAACUGUCCACCUACACAAACCCCGGCUUUAUCAUGCGGUAUGAUCCCUCCAAGUUCAUUCAGCAAGAGUACGUUGUUGGCAGUACCAACCGCAUGCAGAAAGCAGCAUCAGAUGCAAAGCAGAUAGCUGAUCUUAAGAGUGAGGUUAAUCCUGGGAAUUUGAAGAAUGUGCCCGAACUCGAGAAGAAGAUGGGACCUCUCACUCUGAAGUGUCUGAAACUACAUGACGAUGGGGAGGCGGUUAACAAGGAGAUUAACGAACUAGUAGGUAAGUGGAAUGAAAUCCUGAACACUUUAUCUGAGCAGUUUGUAACCUGGGAUAACAUCCUAAGAGAACACGAGGAGGCGGCUAAAGAUAACGAGUGAGAAGUUUGACUAUUACCUGGAGAGGGGGGAAAUAUAUAACGCUUCUAACUGAGCUACAGAGCAUGGUACUAACUAAUUGAGAUUAGAGUUCAGUGGUAUGGAGGAAUGUUAUAUUGAGGAUUAACGUUUAAUCAUGGUGUUAUAAUACUGCACAAUAAUAGUUUUGACAUUUACUUUGAAUAAUGUUUUUGACGAUCUUAUUCUUUGAGAAUUGAACUGGAAAGCUUAGAUAGAGUACUUUACUAAUUACUUAGAUAGAGUGUUAAACGAAGAUCUAAAUUCCACAAUCCACUCGGUCUAUUUGGGAAUUUUUCCCUACGAUCUGUACCAUGUUGUAAAUUGUGGGUUUUUGUAUUUAUUUUUUAAUGUGAGCAAGAAAUCAUCAAUGUUAUAGAAUGACAUAUUAUCGUAAUAUUUUAUUUAAACGUUAGAUUUAGAUGUGGCCGAGCAGAAUUCAGCUACUUGAUUACCGUUUAUCUUAUUUAUGCAUUUUGUAUGUUUUGUAAAUAAUCAUUCAAUUCUACUUAUAUUAUGA
Messenger RNA from Bolinopsis microptera, 1084 nucleotides. RefSeq names its product dynactin subunit 3-like. The record is from RefSeq and is a predicted model, not a curated record. Gene Ontology annotation, biological process: cytoskeleton-dependent cytokinesis. The transcript is spliced from 4 exons. Bases 1 to 549 code for a protein of 182 amino acids. NCBI's taxonomy places the organism in Eukaryota, Metazoa, Ctenophora, Tentaculata, Lobata, Bolinopsidae. Gene Ontology annotation, cellular component: dynactin complex.